ACCCCGGAAGUGGGUCGGGGGCUCGGCCUCUGCCCGGCCGCAGAGCCGGAGCGGGAGAAUCUGGUCUGAGAGGGGUCCAGCCGAAUGAGCGACUCYGGGCAGAGCCCGGGCCAGGGAUCCAGGAUGCUAAACGUCCCUUCUCAGUCUUUCCCGGCCCCCAGCUCUCAGCAGCGCGUCGCUUCAGGGGGGCGUAGCAAGGUACCUUUAAAGCAAGGCAGAAGUCUUAUGGAUUGGAUUCGACUGUCCAAAAGUGGAAAGGACCUAACAGGAUUAAAAGGCAGGUUAAUUGACGUAACUGAAGAAGAACUUAAGAAACACAACAAAAAAGAAGAUUGUUGGAUAUGCAUAAGAGGGUUUGUUUAUAAUGUCAGCUCAUAUAUGGAGUUUCAUCCUGGUGGAGAAGAUGAACUGAUGAGAGCAGCAGGAUCAGAUGGUACUGAUCUUUUUGAUCAGGUUCACCGUUGGGUCAAUUAUGAAUCCAUGCUGAAAGAAUGCCUGGUUGGCAGAAUGGCAGUUAAACCUGCCAUCCCAAAAGACUAUCGUGAGGAAAAGAGAGUCUUAAAUGGCCUGCUUCCCAAGAGCCAAAUGACAGACAUAUCUACCAAAGAAGGUCCUAUUUCCCCAAGCUAUGACUGGUUCCAAACAGACUCUCUAGUCACCAUUGUCAUAUAUACUAAACAAAAGGAUAUCCAUUUAGACUCAAUAAUAAUUGAUCAUCAGAAUGAUUCCUUUAGAGCAGAAACAAUUAUCAAGGAUUAUUCAUAUCUUAUACAUAUUGGGCUAAGCCAUGAGGUUCAGGAAGAUUUUUCUGUUCGAGUGGUUGAGAAUGUGGGAAAAAUAGAAAUUGUCUUAAAAAAGACAGAGAAUAUAUCUUGGAAAUGUCUUGGCCGUCCACUGGAGAAGCAUAAUUCACUUAUUCCAAAGAAAGAUACAGGUUUGUACUACAGAAAAUGCCAGUUAAUUUCCAAGGAAGACGUUACUCAUGAUACAAAACUUUUCUGUUUGAUGCUUCCACCAAGCACUCAUCUUCAGGUGCCAAUUGGGCAACAUGUUUACCUCAAGCUAACUAUUACAGGUACAGAAAUAGUAAAGCCAUAUACUCCUGUGUUUGAUUCCUUACUUUCAGAGUUCAAAGAACCAGUUCUUCCCAAUAAUAAAUACAUCUACUUUUUGAUUAAAAUCUAUACUGCUGGACUCUUUACACCAGAACUUGAUCAUCUUCAGAUUGGAGAUUUUGUACCAGUAAGCAAUCCUGAGGGAAAUUUUAAAUUAUCCAAACUCCAAGAAGUAGAAGAUCUUUUUUUAUUGGCAGCUGGAACAGGCUUCACACCAAUGGUUAAAAUACUGAAAUAUGCUUUGAUUAAUGUACCCAGUCUCAGGAAAGUGAAAUUGAUGUUCUUCAAUAAAACAGAGGAUGAUAUAAUUUGGAGAAGCCAAUUGGAGAAAUUAGCAUUUGAAGAUAAAAGAUUUGAUGUUGAAUAUGUUCUCUCAGCCCCUACUUCUGAAUGGAAGGGCAAACAGGGACACAUUUCACCAGCUCUUCUUUCUGAAUUUUUGAAUAGAAGUUCAGAAAAAUCCAAAGUCCUUCUUUGCAUCUGUGGACCAACACCAUUUACAGAACAAGGAAUAAAAGAGGACUUGAGCAUCCAUAAAUUUUGGCAUCCACAUGAUUCCCAGAACCAGUCUCCUCCUGUACCAAGGUUGCUGCAUGACCUUAACUUUUCCAAAGAUGAGAUCCAUAAUUUUACAGCAUAAUGAAGAGUUGUGAUUGUAUUUUACUCAAUUAGUUUAUCUAAAUUUGUGACUACUUAGAAUUUUUUAAGAGAACAUUUUUUGUAUAUAUUAAAAGAUUAACUUGAAUCCAGAUUUCAGUUUCUUAAAUGAAAUCAACUGUUCCUUCAGUAUAGGUAAUUUGUCAGCUUUAUUUUAUACAUAACUUAUUUUACUAUUGAUACUUGACCUGGAAAGUCAAUCACGGCAACAACAGGAUUCCUUACAAAUUCCCUUACCAUUGAAACUGUAUCACUGUUCUACAAUAAGCACUUGUGUUUUGGGACAUGAUAAAGUAAAUGAUCACUUUGAUCACAUUUCUAUGCUAUAAAAUGUCUUAUUAGCAAUACAAAUUAAAUUUUACAUUGCACUGUUAACUCAGGAAAUGAUCAUUUGUCUUUGUUAUUAAUAUUAAAACAUGGAAUGCUGUAAAAAUUAAGUGAUCCAAAUAAUUUUAUGUUUGUAUAUGGCAUUGAUGCACAGUAGAAUAAAAUUAUA
Messenger RNA from Urocitellus parryii (Arctic ground squirrel), 2268 nucleotides. RefSeq names its product cytochrome b5 reductase 4 (gene Cyb5r4). The record is from RefSeq and is a predicted model, not a curated record. Gene Ontology annotation, molecular function: cytochrome-b5 reductase activity, acting on NAD(P)H; heme binding. Gene Ontology annotation, cellular component: cytoplasm; endoplasmic reticulum. NCBI's taxonomy places the organism in Eukaryota, Metazoa, Chordata, Mammalia, Rodentia, Sciuridae. Gene Ontology annotation, biological process: superoxide metabolic process.